AUAACUUUGUUCGUUUACCUUUUUUUUGAGUGCUAAUAAUUUGAAGAAAUAAAUAUAAAAUGCAUUAUGCUAAAUGGGAUCCUGAGGCCGUGUUGCGCGAACAAAAUAAAUCUUUUAAUAGAACGCGCAAAUUCGCUUUGGCCUUUUGGAAAACGUUGAACAUACAAAAGUCGUAUAAAUUGCAUUAUGUCAAGAUCUUUCUGAUUUCGCUGGUUUUCCUUCCCAUUCUCGUUUUGCUGCGUGGCUUGACUAUACCGAAGGUGGAGAACAAAGUGCUGCAUGAUCCCGUGGACAUCGAUAGUCUGGAGAAAAUGCACGAGACGCUGGCCCAAUUGCAGCACAAUUCAAGUGAGUUGUUGAUCAUGAAAUUGUAUUAUACGCCCAGGUGCAAACCAUGUGACAACAUCAUUGCCACGACUGUGGAGAAGUUGAAGUUGGAUGGUUACGAUCAUGUUGCCGAUGACAACGAAAUGGAGUUGCGCAUGCAGCAGACAAAUUACCUGGCGGGUGUUAAAUUUCUGGGAAUGGAAAUGAACAUCACCGAGAUGCCCAUUGUCCUUGAUUAUGAGUUGCGUUUUCCCCCUGUGCUGCGAACUUCGCCGGAUCCCAAGAAUCCACUGCUCUGGGGCACCGAUAACAUAUAUUCACAGGCUUACAAUCCUAGUGGUGAGGAGCACAGAUCAAAUUACACAGGCGUUCCUCCUGGCUACUUUGAAGAAGGUUUCGUGCAACUCCAGCAUGCGAUUGCUAUGUCAUUCCUCGAGCUAAAGUCGGGCCAUAAAGAUCUCACCAAUAUGGUUAUACCACAAAUACAAAUGGUCAGCUUUCCGAGGCGAAGACAUGUGCGUGACGAGUACCUCACGCAUCUGAAGAUACUGCUGCCCCUCACCAUACUUUUCACCUACGCAUUUCCCAGCAUUUCCAUCGUCAAGGCGAUUACGGAUGAGAACGAACGCGGCAUAAUGAAAAUGAUGCGCAUCGAGGAGCUGAAUUGGUGUGCUUGGUUCUCGAUCAUAUUUUUAUCGCAGGUGACUGCAAGUCUAAUUAUACUGUUAAUUUUAUCACCUUCCUAUGGUUCUCAUGCCAUCUUUGAGUACAGCAAUUGGGUAGCUGUGUUCUUCUUCCUCGUCUGCUAUGUUUUCGCCAAUUGCAGUUUUAUACUCAUGAUCUCGGUGGUCGUUGUGCGCAAGAGCAAGAAUGCGAGAUAUGCGCUAAUGAUGCGACUGAUUACAAUUGCUCCUUAUACAUUUAUGUUAGUCUUUAGUCAUAAGUUGCCCAUGAGCUACAGCCUGUUGGCCUGUUUAUCGCAUGACACUGGACUCGCAAUUGGUUUGAAUAUCAUUUUAGAGUUUGAGAGUAGCGGCGAAGGAUUCGCUUGGAAGAACUUUCGUAAACCGCAUUUUGCUGGCGAUACUUUGUGCUGUUCGCAUGUCUGUGGCAUGUUGCUGCUGGACUCGGUCAUUUAUAUGUUAAUCCUCGUUUAUCAACACUAUAAAAAUCCACCGGAGUUAUAUGUGAUGCAAGUGGACAAGCAAACUGUGGCAAAGAAAUGGUAUUACCCAUUAAAAGCUUUAUAUGAACACCUCAAGAGGCAAAAGGAGAAGGGUCCGUUGCUUAGCAGAUUUCUCUGGUUUCUCGUUGUGCAUCUCACUGUGCAUGAGGAUGAUCUGUAUGAAAAUAAAGAUGCAGCCAGUGUCGAGCACAUUGGCGAUAAACGUAACCAAACUGUGCGUCCCAGCAAUAUGGUGGAUGUUGGCACAAUGACAACGCGACGACUUAAUCCAGCUUCCACCUCGGAUAAGGACCUGAAACUGAACUUUAGAUCAACAGGCUCAACCAGAAUUCAACGAGAAGCUGCCCAUAAACGCAGAGUUGCCAAUGAGCCACCGGACAGCUCAUCGAGCUUUGAGAGCAUUAAAGGACAGCCAGAGCGUCUGCAUGCCUGGAGUUCGGUGGAUGAAAGUUCAUUCAGCAGCGUUGAACCUGAAUCGUUGCACUCUUUUAAUUUUCGGCGGCAUGAAAAAACCAGACGAGAACCCGAAAGCGAUUCUGUUGGCGAUACGGAUUACUUAAAUGACAUCACGAUGAUCAUACAUCCGAAUGAAAUAACCGUGAUACUCAAUCAGAAAUGCGAUCACAAUAAUAUGCUGCUCAGUCACAUCAUCACAGGGGAUGUGAAAAUGUCUUCGGGUCGCGUCAUCAUCGAUGGCAACGACGUACAGAACUAUAAGGGAACGGAUACCUUGUGCACUAUCUUGCGAACGGAUAGCAUUGUCUUCAGUCAGUUGACUACGAUCGAGAAUCUUUACUUCUAUAUGCAUUUGCGUGGCAUGCGCAACUAUCGUCAGAUUGUGCGUGAGACACGCAAAUAUAUUUCACUGCUUAAAAUGGACAUUGAUGAGGCGGAAUGUUUGGCCGAUAAUAUGAGUUUUGGCCAAGCGCGUUGCUUGAGUGUUUGCUGCACUUUGUGCGGCGGUAAUCAUGCUGUCAUUAUUGAGGAUCCGUCGCAGGGUUUGACUAGUCAAUGGAAAUAUCGCAUGUGGGAUUUACUUAAACAUGCGGGACUCUCACGGGUGCUUAUUGUGAAUACUUCGUAUUGUGAUGAAGCUGAGUAUCUGGGCGAUCGCAUUGCUGUUGUCUAUUGUGGUCUCUUGCAGUGCUAUGAUCGUAAUUUGAGUCUGCAUGAAAAGUUCUGCAACAAUUACAGUUUACUUGGCGAUGUUUUGUCGGGCACCAAAGCACAGGAUUAUGAAUUUAUGACGUUGUUGCGGCAGUAUUUUCCCAGCAAUGCUGUGAUCAAAAAUUUACCCAGUUCGGGUAAAUUGGAUGUUACAUUGCCCAUGGGAAAUGAUCUUCGACUGGCCGAUCUUCUCGAUGACUUGCAUCAAAGGAGCACUACCAUGGGCUUAGGACGUUUGUGGGUGAAGGUGCAAACGUUGCGCGAUGUCUUUAUGAAGGACUUUUCGGAUAUCUCCGAUCAGAUUGAUGUGGAGGUCAUGAAUGAGGAGCUGCAACGCUGCUUUCACAGUAAAGUCACCGAGGAGGAUGAGUUCAAACGCACUUGUCUGCAAUUUGGGGCCUUUAUACACAAGAAGAUUAUACAAUUGACACGUUUCUAUUGGCUACCCAUUACUAUAAUCGUGCUGCUUUCCGCUUGUGUCUUUUUCAACUGGCAAAGCUCGCACUUUUCGCAUCUGCCGCGUGUAAAUAUUACGCUGACGACUUAUCCAGAGACUGUGGUGCUGAUGAAGCGUACGGAUUUGAGCGAAGAGAUGGUCACAUAUUCCAUAACCAAAGGCUAUGAGAAGCAUCAUCGUCGUCUCAGCGAUCGUGAUCAGCACGAGGAUCAUGUGUUCACCUAUUUGGUGGGUAGGCGAGAAUUGAAACCUUAUUUGAUCUUCUUGCAAAUGAUAUCCAUAUUGCGUGUGGCCACAUUUUAUGUGGUUGCUGCCGACGUCAGUCCCGAUUCGAUAUUGUGUUUCUGGAACAACAAAUUGGUGCAUGCGGCUCCGAUUUCUUUGAAUAUGAUGCACAAUGCCUUGGCUAUACAUUUGAUUGGACCGCGAUCGGAAAUACGACUGGCCAAUCAUCCCAUCACGUUUUCCAACAAACUAAUACUCGAGCAGUAUAACAUACACUCGGGGAUGGUGUUGGGUUUGGGCAACCUGAUCAUCUUGGUGUUGUGUGCGAGUAUUGCUUUGAUGGUGGUGCCUCUGAUAUCGGAAUUCACUACAGGAAAUCGGCGUGUCAUAUACUUGAGUGGCAACAAUAUGACCAUGUAUUGGGUGUCGCAUAUGCUGGCUGAUAUGUUUGUCUUUACAGUCGUAAUUAUCUAUCUCGUUGUGCUGCUAGUAGUGCACGAUAUCGUGGUUAAUGCAGAUAAGCGGAAUUAUGACGAUGGUCUCUUUGUGUUCAACAUGUUCCUGGUGCUGUUUCUCUUUGGCAUGGCUGUAUUGCCCUUUGUCUAUCUAAUUGCGGCGCUCUUUGCGCGUAUCUUCUUUGGAUUCAUGGUAACGUUGUUUAUUCUGGGUGGCAGCAGUGUGCUGAUCAUGCUGGUCAUCCAAUUGACUGAGCUGCGUGGCUCCGAGUUUAUCUACACGUUCUUCUUUUGGUCAUCUACGAUGAAUAUGUAUCGUGGGCUGCGCAAACUGCAUGUGAAUCGCGCUCUGCGAAGAGCUUGCGAACAGUUGGGCGGCUGCAAAUUCGAGGCUGCGUGUUGCCAUCUGGCUGGCUAUGCGGACUAUGAAUACCCGGGCAUCAUGACGGAGCUGGUGUUGCUUGUGUUGCAGCUGUUUGCUUAUGGCUAUCUGUUGGUCGUCAUUACGAAGCAUCCGUUUAUUGUCGAGGAUUGGAUUUGGCGUAUACGACAGCGUUAUAAGCGAACUGCGCGAAGUUUCAGGAAGACAAUAAAUUUAUCCUUCCAUGAUGUUUGGGAUGAGCAUGAAAAAGUUGAUCAAUUGAAUUCGUAUGAGAUGAUGAAAUUACCUUUGGUGUUCAAAGAUGUCAGCAAACGUGUGGGCAAUCAAAAUAGACUGAAUAAUGUUUCCUUUAUGGUCCAGCCACGUGAAGUUUUUGGCAUUGUAGGCAUGCGACAUUCGGGAAAAUCGGACAUCAUUUCAAUGACUGUGGGUGCCGAGAGCAUCACGAGUGGCGACAUCUAUGUGGCAGGCAUCAGUGUGCGUCAGCGGCCGAAGGAGACGUAUACACAUCUCGGCUAUUGUCCCGGUGGCAAUGCUUUACUUGGUUACAUGUCUGUCCGGGAAAUAUUACGUUUCUAUUGCCUCUUGAAUGGGAGGAAAGUGGAGUUGGUGCCACAGAUCAUUGACAAUCUGUGCGAUGCCUUGAAUCUCAAUAUGUAUAUGCACACACGCAUCGAUCGUUUGGGUUUCUCCCAAAGACGAAAGCUGACUGUGGGCAUCUCUGUGUUGUCCAGCACAAAUACCGUGAUGAUGGAGGAGCCAACGCGCGGCAUGGGACAGUGGAGCAAGGUGGCCACGUGGCAGCUGAUACGCAUUUUGAAGCACAUUGGUCGCACGGUUGUUAUGGCCACCGAGGACUUUGAUGAGGCCAUCGAACUGUGCGAUACAAUCGCAUAUCUGGCCAAUGGGUCGCUGCGCAGCAUUGGCACCGUGGAUCAAUUGACGAGCCUUCAUUCGCGUGGCUGUCUCGUGGAAAUGAAGGUGAUCAAAGUGAUUUAUACGCGCCAUCGUAGCGUUGAUCCCUAUGUCAGUCUCUUGGGUUCAAGUUACUUCGAGGAGAAUAGCAGCCACAGCGAAGAUGAGGCGGAACGGCGGCGACGUGGCAAUUACAGCUUCUCCAGCAACGAGAAUGAUUCGUGGCACACUAAGGCAAUGAGGCAUCAGGAUGCUGCCAGUUUCAUGGAGGCGGAGCUGCCGAUGGCCGAGUUGCGUGGCAGUUACGAUCAGCAUCGAGUCUACUAUAUUCCCUUUGAAGCCAUACCAUUGUCGAGCGUGUUCAGAGCCAUGGCAGCGGUUCAAGUGGAGCUGGAUGUGUACAGCUAUCGCAUCACCUGCACUUCGCUCUCCGAGAUAUACGAGUCGAGCUCAAGGCAACAUGUGCGGCAUUUUGAUAGAAAGUAAACUUCUUUAUACUGAUUUGAAUUUAAUUAAAAUUUAUGAAAUAUUGCGA
Molecule: messenger RNA, 5649 nt
Organism: Drosophila nasuta
Lineage: Eukaryota; Metazoa; Arthropoda; Insecta; Diptera; Drosophilidae
Product: phospholipid-transporting ATPase ABCA3-like
Exons: 2
Coding region: 60-5600 (1846 amino acids)
Biological process (GO): transmembrane transport; lipid transport
Cellular component (GO): membrane; intracellular membrane-bounded organelle
Molecular function (GO): lipid carrier activity; ABC-type transporter activity; ATP hydrolysis activity
Source: RefSeq, a predicted model, not a curated record